Molecule: messenger RNA, 2239 nt
Organism: Owenia fusiformis
Lineage: Eukaryota; Metazoa; Annelida; Polychaeta; Sabellida; Oweniidae
Source: the annotation of a GenBank genome assembly
GAAGCUGUAAAAUUGUUAUAUUACUUGUUCAAUGGUGAUGUUUUGAUAUAUCGAAUACUAUUUAAUAUUAGAGUGGCAAUAGUUGGUAGCUCUUUGUAAUUUUGAUUCGAUAUAAACAUAGUCAAUAUCAUUUGGUUAAGUUCUAUACAUUUCCUCAUUUGUUUAUCCAAGUACAGAGCUUAUUCAAAUCAUUACAUGUACAUUGAUUAAUGCCACUAAAAACUUAUCAGAUAAAAUUCUCUCGAUAUUUUUCAGUGAAACAGGUUCGUAGAUCCAACAGAAGCAAGAAAGCUAUACCAACACGUUACAUAGAUGCAGGGGAUUCUGAUGAGGAGACAGAAGUUGAAGCAGACAAUGGAGGAGCAGAACUUGAGGAACAAACCAAUGAUGGGGAUGAGCAUUUAAAAUACAUGGCUAUGGUGAAACGAUUGAAAAAUCCAAAGGAGCAGAAGGAAUUAAUAUGUGAAUAUUGUGAAAAGCAAUUUCAUCAUGAGUGCUUGUUGGUAAUCCAUUUACGUACACAUACUGGAGAAAAACCAUUUAAAUGUGCUCUGUGUCCGAAAAGUUUUGCUCAGAAUUAUUACUUAACAAAGCACCAACAACAAGUCCAUCUAGGAAAAAAACCAUUCAAGUGUGUAGAUUGCCCAAAAGCCUUUGUGAGGUCCCAUCAAUUGGUACAACAUUCUAUGAUUCAUACUGGCGAGAAACCGUUUAUUUGUGAUCAAUGUCCCAAAUCAUUUAGGUCAAAGAGCACCUUGAAAGUGCAUUUAUUAUCAACUCAUUCAAAUGUAAAGGAGCAUAUGUGUGAUUUCUGUGACAAGCAGUUCAGCUUGCGUUCAUCUUUAACAAAACAUUUGAAGAUCCAUACUAGAGAAAAAAAACUCCAACCUACUCAAAUCAUUGAGACAAAGGAUUCUGGCGAUGAGACAGACAUUGCUGUAGCUAAUAUUGAAGCAGACAAUUUAGAAGCAGAAUUAGAACUUGAUGGAGAACAAACUAUUGAUGGAGAUGAGCAUUCAAAAUACACAGCAAUGGUGAAUCGAUUAAAAAACCAAAAAAGGAAAAAAGAGUUCAUAUGUGAUUAUUGUCCAAAGCAAUUUAAUCGAGAGCGCUUGUUGGUAGUCCAUUUACGCACACAUACUGGAGAAAGACCAUUUAAAUGUACUUUGUGCCCCAAAAGUUUUGCCCAGAAUUAUUACUUAACAAAGCACCAACAACAAGUCCAUCUAGGAGAAAGGCCUUUUAAAUGUGCACAUUGCCCAAAGGCCUUUGUGAGGUCACAUCAAUUGGUACAACAUUCUCUGAUUCAUACUGGCGAGAAACCAAUCAAAUGCAAUCAAUGCCCCAAAUCCUUUAGGUCCAAGAGCAUAUUGAAAGUGCAUUUAAAAUCAACACAUUCAAAUAUGAAGGAGUAUAUGUGUGAUUUCUGUGACAGACGGUUCAACUUGCCACAAACUUUAGAAAGACAUUUGAAGAUCCAUACUGGAGAUAAAAACCACCAGUGUGUACAUUGUGGAAAAAUGUUCACAUUAGAUAACAAUUUGAAAAAACAUUUGAAGGCAAAUCACACAAAUGUAGACAAUAAGUAAACUUGAACAAUAUACAUGUCGUGUGAAAUUGGCUUCUGUACUGUAAAUAUUAAAUGAAACUCAUUUUUUUGCUAAAACUUCGAUUUAAGUAGUGACGCUUUAAAUACCUCUAUAAAGUGUUCUACUUGGGAGGUGAAUUGUGUUCCACUAACAGACUUGUUCCACUACUAGAGGUAUUCUAGUUUACAAAUAUUAAAAAAAUCUAUGUAAUUAUUGUAAUUCUUUUCUAUGUGAGAAGGUGAAAAGGUAAAAAUGUAUUGAAUCAACAUUUGAGUGCAAUUUACAAUAGGGUGUCACAAUAUCUUUCCUUGUAUACGUUAAUUUUAUUCUGGAUUUCGCAUUUCGCCUAUUUUCUUAAUAUUUGCUAUUUUUGAUUCGGCAGAACAGAAUUUUUGAUUCUGAUUAAAGUAGGUUACAUAUCUUCCGAAAAAACAUAUCUCCAAUUGAAAAUAAUUUAAGGCCCUCUUCAAGAAACAUUGGUACUGCACUCUAUGUUUUAAGAAAAUCUAUACAUUUGCGAAAAAAAGUCCAGAAAACAGAAUUAUCACUAUGAUACAGAAACGGAACUGGGUUAAAAUGUCAUAGAGAUUCUUCCUACUUCUUGUGAAAUAAGGAAAAAAGAAAAAUCGUAACUUCGAGGUUCAUUCAUU